UGGCGGAACACGGAGCAGGAAUUCCGCCUAUGCGCCGAUGACAGCGUCGUUGAUGGGGGUAAUACCGACUAUGACCAUCCCAUGGCAAUACAGGUCUGUUGCCCGGCGACGAGCGGCGAUCCCUAAAGUCAACUAACCAGCUGAGAGCAACUUGGCAGCAGUUUAUCCCUCCGCACACACACAGCUGUUCUGGGCCACCGGCUGCUAUCAGAGUGGACAGACGGUGGAUGAAGCCGAGGGUUUGACCUGAUGCUCGGAGUUGGACCGGUGCCUUUUAUCCACUUUGAACUUAACUAGGCUUGUUGAAGAGUUUUAGACAGUAAGAAAAUGGAUUUGUUCGGGGUACUGCAUUUGGACGAGCUGUCCCACGGGCUGGCAAACUUGUCCAUGUUUCCAUACUUUGACAUGGCGCACUAUAUCGUGUCAGUCAUGGCUCUGAGGGAGCAGCCAGGCGCUCUUGAGGUCUCCAGGGUCAGCCCCAUAGCCUGCUGGUUCAGCUCCAUGCUCUUCUGCUUUGGUGGAGCAGUGCUGUCCGGGAUCAUGCUGGCCGAGCCAGCUAUCGCACCUUUGUCCAACAGUACCAGUGUUCUGCUUGCUUCGAUCAUAUGGUACCUAGUGUUUUACUGCCCCAUGGACCUGGUGUACUGUUGUGCUGCCCUGCUGCCUCUCAGGCUGGUGCUGUCAGGAAUGAAGGAAGUGACCAGGACGUGGAAAGUGCUUGGAGGGGUCACCCAGGCACACAGCAAAUACCAGGACAGUCUGCUGGUUAUGAUUGCCAUCGGGUGGGCUAGAGGUGCUGGAGGUGGUCUGAUAAGUAAUUUUGAGCAGCUUGUUCGAGGUGUAUGGAAACCAGAGACUAAUGAGCUCCUCAAAAUGUCUUACCCCACCAAGAUCACCCUCAUAGGGGCAGUGCUGUUUGCUCUGCAGCAGACCCACUACCUGCCUCUCCAGAAGCACCACCUGAUGCUCAUCUACACCAUCUUUACCGUCGUCAACAAGUCAAGGAUGAUGCUAACAGGCUCCUCCACCUCACCAUUCGCUGGCAUCGAGUCGGCCAUCUACAAGACCCUCUUCACUGGCUGCUCCCCUUAUGCCGCCCUUACCGACGACAUUAAGAGAGCAUGUAUUGACAAUAGCACAACUGACACGGCGACCUGCACUUCCACAACCAAAGAAUCUAGUGAGAAUGGAGCGGCGGGAAAUCACACUCCAGUUUCUCCUGACAAGGGACAAAGUGGAUCGCUCAAAGCCAAAGAAGAGUCAGAGAACGCAGAGACAAGCUGCAAGAAGACCGACUAGUCAGCCUCUGCCCCAUAGCGCCUUUUCACCUCUAAGCAGGGUUGUGGAGUCAUUUUCUGAUUCACAUUUGUCACGUCAGGACCUUAAAUUUUCUGACUGCUGAAAACAAAUUACAAAGGGAGCUGACUCCAAUGCACCUUAUUGUUGGAUAAUCAACCCCAUCCUUAAAGUACUGUGAUUUUUAUGCUGUCGGAUGUGACCAUCAUACUAUCGUUGGACUGAUUGCACACUUGCAGUACAAUGUGUAGCCUAAUCUAUAUUUAUAAUGGGUACAAGAUCUUAAUAAUUCUAUCUCUGGGUUUUGGGAACAGUGCUGUGCACCUGCUGAUCUAUGAAUGUCUAUAUAUCUUUUUCUCUGUAUAUAUUGGACUGAAUGUAAGUGCUAUAUUUCCUACUUUGAAAUAGUUUGAAACAUUUUUAAAAGAGAGAUUAUAUUCUAUGACACAGAUAUUCUAUCCUAUUUAUACUAAAUAAUUGCACUCUUGAAUGUAUAACAGUUUGAAAUGAAAGACAUUUUAUUGUAGUCUAUGUCUUUGGCAAAUGCUUUGAAUUACAUUUGAAAGCAUGAGAAUAAACAGGUUUUA
This is a messenger RNA of Morone saxatilis (striped sea-bass), 1883 nucleotides long. It is a transcript of the gene tmem38b, whose product is annotated as transmembrane protein 38B. Gene Ontology annotation, biological process: potassium ion transmembrane transport. Gene Ontology annotation, cellular component: membrane. The coding region runs from base 328 to 1299 and encodes 323 amino acids. Gene Ontology annotation, molecular function: potassium channel activity; identical protein binding. Lineage: Eukaryota; Metazoa; Chordata; Actinopteri; Moronidae. The record is from RefSeq and is a predicted model, not a curated record. The transcript has 6 exons.